Humulus lupulus (European hop) is the source of this 474-nucleotide messenger RNA. RefSeq lists its product as uncharacterized. The transcript is spliced from 3 exons. NCBI's taxonomy places the organism in Eukaryota, Viridiplantae, Streptophyta, Magnoliopsida, Rosales, Cannabaceae. The record is from RefSeq and is a predicted model, not a curated record. Bases 1 to 474 code for a protein of 157 amino acids.
AUGAGUACUAAGAUUAAGAAAGGUGUUUCUAUGCGUGAACAUGUUUUGAGCAUGAUUAACGUGAUGCAUGAAGAAAAAAUACAUGGGGUCGUCAUUGAUGAGCGUACACAAGCAAGCAUCACACUUGAAUCACUCACUCCUGCUUUUUCUGCAUUCACGACCAUCUAUAUUAUGAAUAAGUUGGAAUUCAACAUGACCCAGCUGUUGAAUAAACUGCAAACAUUUGUGUCUCUUAACAAAACAAAAACCAAAGAGACUGAGGCAAAUGUGGCAAGGGAGAAACCUUCAACCUCUAAGGAUAAAACCAAGAAGAGGAAAAAGAACAAUGACAAGGACAAAAGUAAGGACAAGAAAUCCAACGAAGGUUGUGGUGGAAGACGAUAUAUACUUGAGUCAUCAAGGGAACUAGCUGAUGGUGAGGUGACAAUGCGAGUUGGAAGUGGAGCUCUCGUUUCAGCUAGAGCAAAGGGAUGA